Schistosoma rodhaini is the source of this 1947-nucleotide messenger RNA. The record is from the annotation of a GenBank genome assembly. Lineage: Eukaryota; Metazoa; Platyhelminthes; Trematoda; Strigeidida; Schistosomatidae.
CACGUUUUUGAUUUCUUGUGAGUUUCUGUAGAAAAACCCGAAAUCUGUUAAGAUACUUAAAAUACAAGUCGUAACCAAUUAUCCACGGUUUAAUGAUGCUAUAAUACGUUGUUCCGUCAUGCGACUUUAUGGUUGACCGCCCUUAUAUCUCAAAACAAUCUCUAACAAUUCCUUUUUUAUACAUAACGCCCUUUGCAAUAAUUGGAUAACGCUGAAGGUAUUUAAAAGUGACAUUUGUUCAAUGUCUGUUUGUGAAUCAAAUGAAAAGCCCUACUCAAGGAGUUACAUCGACCUAGAAAACUAUGAUAAAAAUGACUUAAAAAUACGUAUUAUGCAGUGGAACAUGCUUGCUCAGGGCUUUAUUCCGCUGGAUGAAUUCAUAUACUGUCCUUGUAAAAUGUUAUCGUUUGAACGUAGAUGUAAAUUAAUCAGUGAGGAAAUCCUGCGUUAUAAUCCAGACGUUGUUUGCUUACAAGAAGCAGACAUAAUUAAAGACAUAGUAAAAUGUCUCAAUGAGAAAAGUGGGGGAGAUAAUUAUUCGUUUUGUUUUCUACCAAAGAUGUCCUCUCCUUGCUUGACGGUUAAAAAUAAUCACGGGCCUGAUGGACUUGCUGUUAUUUAUCGGAAUGAUAAUUAUGAACUGAUAAAAUCUGAAAAGAUUCCUCUCAAUGAAGACAGUUCACGUUACGCUCUUUUUUGUCACUUCAUACCUAAAGUUGUUGGGCACUUAAACAAGAGCUGCUCUGAUAUCUACCUAAUUUGUCUUCACCUAAAAGCUAAAGUACAUUGUUGUGAGAUACGAAGAAAACAAGGAGAAGAACUUGUUAAAUAUUUAAAUUCAUUUAUCAAGCGUAUUUCUUCCACUUCUGCACCUCUAAAUAGCACUGUGUUUUCUCCUAUUUUUAUUUGUGGUGAUUUCAAUGCUGAACCUACGGAACCAGUAAUUAAUAUGUUACAAAAUUUCUCUCUGAAUUCUAAUACAUUGUACAAACUCACAAGUGCUUAUUACACAGCAGGUGGUUGUAAAGAGCCUGAAUUUACAACAUGGAAAAUCAGAAAAAGUAAACGAAUUGUAGAACUUACCGAAGACUGUCACACGAUUGAUUAUAUUUGGUACUGUGAUCGAUUAUGCACUUUGCUAGGUGUUUGGUCUAUUCCAUCCAAAAAUGAAAUUGGUCCUAAUGGUCUACCGUCAGCUAUAUUUCCAUCAGAUCAUAUGAAUCUAAUUGCAGAUUUCAGUUUACGUUUAUGCAAGUAGUAUAUAGUCUUCUUAUUUGAUCUAUCAUUUUCUGAGGUAAACAUUAAUUUAAUCAUAUUUACUGCUUGAAUUGGUUUUGUCGUUGAUUUAAAUUUAGUUUAAUUUAGCUACAAAUCAACUAACUAACUUUGAAUGUAAAUUCGCAUGAAAUAAGAAAUCAAUUACUUAUUAACGCUUUACUGAAAUUCUAUCUUUAUGAUCUUUAUUAAAUAAACUUUGUAAAUAUUUUUUGACAAUCUACUUCUUUAAAGCCUAACUUCUAAGUUUCAUUUUUCCCCGUUUAUAUUUGACUUCAGCACUAGUUACUUAAAAUCCUAUAUAUUUUACUUUAUAUACUUGAGGAAAUAAAAUUAAUUAUGUUGUCACUUUAUCAUAGCUAAAAGUCAUGAUUAGUUAGGUGAUUUCGUUUCUAACAAUUACACUGACUGUAAUUCACAUCUUAGUCUCAUAGGCAUUGAUAUGUUUACAUUCAUUGGACGAAUAAAUUGUAAUACUGUAUCCCUCUAUAAAGCUCACAUUUCAGAACGGGAAAGUUACAAGAAGUUGUUUGACAAAAUGUUUUGUUCCCCUGUUAUCGUUGAACAAAUAUGCGUUGCAUGAUAGUUAACAUAUAUAUAGUUAUUAGAAUGGGAGUUUGUGGAGAUUGGAGUAAUUUAAUUGUUGAAUUCAUGAACCGAUUUAAGCCAGAC